This is a messenger RNA of Colletes gigas, 2293 nucleotides long. RefSeq names its product aspartate--tRNA ligase, mitochondrial (gene AspRS-m). The transcript has 11 exons. The record is from RefSeq and is a predicted model, not a curated record. Gene Ontology annotation, biological process: aspartyl-tRNA aminoacylation. Gene Ontology annotation, molecular function: aspartate-tRNA ligase activity; nucleic acid binding; ATP binding. Lineage: Eukaryota; Metazoa; Arthropoda; Insecta; Hymenoptera; Colletidae. Gene Ontology annotation, cellular component: cytoplasm; mitochondrion. The coding region runs from base 204 to 2144 and encodes 646 amino acids.
CACCUCCCGUGCUCGCCACCAGAGGGGUCGCGCUCUCACAAGUGCUCGACUAACCCUCCGUUGCUAUACAUGUACUCCUCGAUCGACUUCCUAAUAUUUAGUCGUCUAAAGCAGGAUCUGUUUGAAAGCCUUUUACUGAUGAUUUCACUAACAAACCCGGACGAAGCUGAGCUCACGUUGUAAAACAUGGCUUGUACGAAACGAUGUUUAGUUUUCACAAUUAUAUCAUGUCAAAAAAUCAAUUUCUUAAGUUAUUUUUCAUAAAUGGUUUAUUUAAACAAAAAUUUAUGGUAAAAUACUGUUCAGUACUAACAACUUAUAUACAUGAUCUGGCUGUUCAAAAGCAAGCUACAAUGAAACUAAGCGCAGAUCCUGUAAAUAAAUAUGUUUCAAGGACUCAUACAUGCGGUGAACUAAAUAUUCAAAAUGUAGGAGAUAAUGUUCGAUUGUACGGUUGGUUAGAGUUUCAAAGAAUGCAUAAAUUUAUAACAUUAAGAGAUGCUUAUGGUUCUACACAACUUCUUAUACCAAAUGAUAGAAAGGAUUUGGAAGAGUUAGUUAGGAGUUUAACAUUUGAAAGUGUAAUAAAUGUAAUGGGUACAGUAUGCGAGAGACCCAAAGGGCAAGAAAAUAAACAGAUGAAAACUGGAUAUAUUGAAAUACAAGUAAAAUCUUUGGAAAUUUUAAAUGUUGCAAAACCAAAUCUUCCGAUUUUAGUUAGAGAAUUUAAUAAAGGAACAGAGGCCAUUCAAAUGAAAUACAGAUAUCUAUCUUUAAGGUAUCCUCAAUUACAAAGAAAUCUGAGAUUACGUUCACAAGUCAUAGCAAAAAUGAGAGAGUACUUGAUUAAAGAAUGCAAUUUUGUGGAUAUUGAAACCCCAACACUGUUCAAAAAUACUCCCGGAGGUGCUCAAGAAUUUGUAGUGCCAACAAGACACCCAGGACAAUUUUAUUCACUGGUACAGAGUCCUCAACAGUUUAAACAAUUAUUGAUGAUUGGUGGUUUUGACAGAUACUUUCAAGUUGCUAGAUGUUAUAGAGAUGAAAGUUCUAGACACGAUAGACAACCUGAAUUUACACAGCUAGAUAUAGAAAUGGCAUUUGUUAAUUCCGAGGGAAUAAUGGAAUUAAUUGAAAAUUUGUUAGUAUAUUCUUGGCCUGAAGAAUCAGAACCAAUAAUUGCUCCUUUCAAACGCAUUGAGUAUGACAAAGCUAUGGAAUUGUAUGGUACAGAUAAACCAGAUUUAAGGAUACCGUAUCAACUUCAUAAACUUACAGAAAUAAUUGAUCAUUCAACAUUAGAACAAAGUUUAAAAAUGAAAUGGGAUCAGAACUUCGAAAUUUACGCGUUGGUUUUUCCCAAUAAGCAUGAUUUCCUUAAAAAAUCUGUUAAGGAAAAUAUUUCUAAACUACAACACGACUAUUUUCCUUCUGUGAAAUUAAUUCAAAUAAAAGUAUUUAAUAAAUCAUUAACAACAGAAACGAAUAAAAUGUACUCAAACAUUUUAAAUGAAAAUGUACAACAGGAAUUAAAUUUAAAUGAAGGAGAUGUUCUGUUCUUAGCUUGUGGACAUAAAUUGCCCACUCAAUUGCUAUUAGGAAAAGUACGCAUUGAAUUUACAAAUCUGCUGGAAAGUAAAGGUCACAGUAUUCGUGUUUCCGGAAACGAAAUGUUGUGGGUUACUGAUUUUCCAUUAUUUUCACUUAAUACAGAAGAAAAUGAAUUGGAAGUCAUGCAUCAUCCAUUCACACAACCUCAUCCGGACGAUAUUCAAUAUCUUUCUGAGAAUCCGACAAAGGUAAGAGGAUUGCAUUAUGAUUUAGUUAUGAAUGGUUCAGAAAUUGGAGGAGGAUCGAUACGAAUUCAUGACGCAAAUUUGCAAAGACAAAUAUUGAAAAUGUUAAAUAUAGACGAAUCUUAUUUAGCACACAUGCUUGAUGCUUUAGAAUGUGGUGCACCACCUCAUGGUGGGAUUGCAUUAGGACUGGAUCGCUUAAUGUCCUUACUGUGUAAGGAACAUAACAUAAAAAACGUAAUAGCAUUUCCAAAAACUACCGAGGGUCGAGAUUUGAUGUCAGGGGCACCAGCUCCAAUUUCUGACAAAGAGAAGACGUUAUAUCACAUACAAACCAUAAAGGAAUAAAAUAAUAAUUAAACAAUAUUCUUUGUACUGUAUAGUAUAAUGUAAAAAUAAUGUACAAUUUUUGUCGAACUUUUUUUGAAGCAUAAAAGCAAUCACAACCUCCUUGAAAAUCCAAAAGAAAAGAGGAAUGACUUUUUCAGUAAUUCAAU